CCCUCCAGGCCCCGCUGCUGCUGCCGCCGGUGGCCGCGGACGGCCGGGGGAGGGGGUUCGGGGAGCCCCGCCGAGGUACAGUGCCGGGGGGGGCCCACGGGAGGGGCGGCUGCCGCUUCCCGCCCGCUCUGCGAGACCGGGGGAACCUCCGACCCCUCCCCCCGGGUGCCAAACCGCUUCGAGUCCGCGCCGCCUCGCGCUGCAACCCCCCCUCCGCCCGCCGGCAUUGCAUGCACCCCCCUUUGCACCGUGCGUGCGCCCCUUUGCACCGUGCAUACCCCCCCCUUGCACCGUGCGUGCGCCCCUUGCACCGUGCGUGCGCCCCUUUGCACCGUGCGCACCCCCCCUUUGCACCGUGCGUGCACCCCUUGCACUGUGCGCACCCCCCCGCAUUGCAUGCACGCCCCCUCCCUUUGCAUUGCUAGCGCCCCUCUCGCACUACGCGCGCCCCCCUCCCCAAAUUGCAUGCACCCCCUUGCAUGCCACGCCCCCCAGCAGUGCUCUCUGCGUGCACCCCCUCUUGUUGCACGCCCCGCCUCCCCGGCUUGCCCGGUGCGUGCCCCCCUCCCCACACCCCACUCGUGUUCCCCCCGCCCCACGCACACGUGCCCCGCCCGGUGCCUCCCUCCUCUGCAGGCCUGGGCAUACACCGCCUGCCCUCGGCAAUGCCGUUUUGCACGCGUGCCUUGCACGCUUGUACACACUUGCACAUGUAUGCACGACCACGCACAUGCAUGACCGUGCACAUGCCUGCCCAUACGCCCGCUUGCUUGCACCCCCGUGCACCCUUGCACGCCUCUCCCGCUGCACCCACGUCCCGCUGCCUGCACCGACGCUUCAAAUUGCGCUCGGCCGCUGCCGCCUUUUCCUUCCUGGCCGCCUUCCCGCAGGGCCGGGCUCCCUGCAGCGCCAGCCCGGGGGCCCUUUCCCGGGGGAAGCCGCUCUGCGCUCCUCCCUGCGCCGGAAAGUGCAUUUUUAGGCCUCUUCCGAAAGUGUUUUCCUCGGGAAUCACCCCACGGCACUGCUGCCCGCCUGCGCUCCCCACGAGCUUCGUUUACUUUUGCAAAAGAAUAUCGUUGCUCCGCUCCGUUUGGAGAGGGAGGAGGAAUUUGCUGUCCUGGCCGGAGUUGCUUUAUGGGUUUUGUGCUGCACGUCCUGGCGCUGCACCAAGCCGUCGCCUUCCCGCUCUCAGGAGCUUUUUUCUUUAAACAAAACCCCGAACUUUGCAGCUGGAUCCUUUGCAGAUAUCUGUUUCCCUGCCCUGCGUUGUGCUGCUGUUUGUCAAAGAGCUCUGCGUUCAGAGGGGGCUUUUGGAAGCAGGCUGGAAAAGUCGUGUUUUAUUAUCGCUUAUUGCAGCACUUCAGGGCUCUUACAGGAUGGAUUUUAUGGUCUGCUUUGCUGAUCGGUGGCAGGAGCUCAGCUGCGUCUGAAGGGACCUAUGGGCAUCUGUUUGGGUUUUCUUUUUUGCUUUUUUCUUUUUUUUUUUUUUUUUAGUUUGCAUGAAAAGGGAGGAAAACUGGGCUGUGCUGGAAUUGCUGUGCAUGCGUGCACAUGCACAGUGCACGUGCAUGCACGCUGCACUUAUGCACAUGCACACAGACGCAUGCAUGGAGCAGCAACCUUUCCUGCAGUUUUCCUGCAAACCUGAAGCAAGCAGCAGCCGGGGCUUUGCUGCCCCCAGACCUUCCCCUCUGGCUAAACGAAGCUUUCCUUGUUUGCCAAACGACGCGUGCAAAGUGCCUCCUUUCCCCGGGUCUUGCUGCGGUGCACAGAGCUGGAAACUGCAAAAUGCACAGCCGGCGUGGAAGCGAGACAGAAUUUGGGAGCGGUGCCGGCGCUGACCCCUGCAGUGCAUGAUUGCAAACAGCUGGGAGGACUCGGGGCAGCUCCGCCGGUGCGUGGCCGCGAUGGCGAGCGUGCUGUCCAGGCGCCUGGGGAAGCGCUCCCUGCUCGGCACCCGUGUCUCUGCCCCCGGUGCUUUGUCUGACGGGGUCCUGGCAGCUCCCCAGAUCCAUGCCGUGCUGCCAGACGAUGUGCCCUGCCCACAGCCUGCAGAGGAGAGCAGCCGGGCACCGAGAUUCCCCAGCCCCAGCCGCCGGCAACAAGUUCUUGUCACCUACAGCGGGCAGGAGUGCACAGGGCUGGCAGAGCAGCACAACCCGCCCAGCGACAAAGUGAAGGUGCUGCAGCCAGAGCAGAGCUUGCACACGUGCUGGAGGCUGCAGGAUGUGCCUGAGGCGCUGCAGAGAUCUGUGUCCAACAGCAUUGAUGUCCCCAAGAGGAAAGCUGAUGCAGCUGUGGAGAUGGACGAGAUGGUUGCAGCCAUGGUGCUGACGAGCCUCUCCUGCAGCCCCGUGGUGCAGAGCCCUCCUGCCAGCGAGAGUGGCAUCCCCCCAUCACGGGCAGCGUGCGAUCCCUGGAAGGAGAGCGGCGACGUCUCAGACAGCGGCAGCAGCACCACCAGUGGGCACUGGAGUGGGGGCAGCGACAUCUCCACCCCAUCCCCCCCACAUCCCGAGGGCAGCCCCAAGCACUCCAGCGAGGCGCUCAGCUCCCCGCCAGCUGAUGAUGGCUUCGAGACCGACUCCGAUCCCUUUCUCCUCGACGAGCCGGCUCCGCGGAAGAGAAAGAACUCAGUGAAGGUGAUGUACAAGUGCCUGUGGCCGAACUGUGGCAAAGUCUUGCGCUCCAUCGUUGGCAUCAAGCGGCACGUCAAGACCCAGCACCUUGGAGACAGCGCUGACUCUGACCAGCGGAAGCGGGAAGAGGAUUUCUACUACACUGAAGUGCAGGUGAAGGAAGAGCCCGCACCAGAGACAACCACCAACACCAGCCCCACAUCCGUGUCCACCCCCAUCAUCAUCCAGCAAGCCAUGGCCAAGCCGGAGGCUUUGCUGGUGGAGCCGCCGGUGCUGGAGCCCGCUCUGGCCAGCAGCGCACUCAGCCAGUCUGCACCCAGUUCGUUCUGGCACAUCCAGGCUGAUCAUGCCUACCAGGCGUUGCCCUCCAUCCAGAUUCCAGUGUCCCCACACAUCUUCACCAGCAUCAGCUGGGCCACUGCCACCUCGACUCUCCCGUCCCUGUCGCCGGUGCGGAGCCGGUCGCUCAGCUUCAGUGAACCCCAACCUCCCACACCGAUGCUCAAGUCCCACCUGAUCGUCGCCUCGCCGCCCCGCGUGCCCCUCGGCACCAGGAAAGUCCGUGGUGAAGCCAAGAAGUGCCGUAAGGUGUACGGCAUCGAGCACCGGGACCAGUGGUGCACAGCUUGCCGGUGGAAAAAAGCCUGCCAGCGCUUCCUGGACUGAGCAUGGCCCUGCAGUGCCACCUCCCUCCCUGCUCCUGCCCGAGGAGCACUGGAGUCCCUCACUGCUGCACCCAGGGACCUUGGAGGCACCUCCUGGGACUCCAGAAGAGCCCUCCAGAGCUGCGUGUAAAUUCCUCCUCCUGUAUAUUGUACAUCAGCUGGGUUUGCUCGUUUCGUUUUUGUUUUGUUUUGUUUUUUAACACUUUUUUUUUCCAAAUCUGUUUUUUUUUUUUUUUUUCUAAACGUGAAGAAUAUCUCCUGUUCAUACAGUUUAAAAACUGGGCCUAGGAGGAGGAGGCCAUGGCUCGGUGCUCGGGGGACGUUGCAGGUGAUCUGGGGACCAAAGAGCUCCCUGCAUUGCCCAGGUCAGCGCUAGGAUCUCCCGAGCUGCUGCAGUGCAGCCAGGGCAAGGUGUCGAGGCAGCUUCCCCUGUCCCUUCACUGUCUAUGAAGUGCAAAUCCCUCGUGUCCUGGAAGGGACGGCAUCAAGAGCUCUUGCAGCUUUAAAAGCACGAGGCAGGGCUGGUUCUCCUGGCGGCAGAUGCAGGUUUCUCUCCUCGUUGCCUCAUGGAUGUGCUCUUUGCUCGCUCUGCAGCUGGAGCCUGCACGUGUCUCUGCUUCCACUUUGUCCGUUUUGGAGGCACCUGGGGGAAAAGCCUCUUUAAUCAGGAAAGCUUUGAGAGCUUUUAAAGCAAAAGCAGGUAUUCCUUCUCCUUUUAGGCUUUGUACAUCUGCUUAGUUCCGUGAAAAACCACGUCGUGGCCCUCACUGUGUCUUCCAAAAGCAGGCUGAGAGCAAAUGCUUGUUUGGCUGUUUGUUUUUAAAUGAAGAAAUCUUCCUGAUUUCACCAGCAGCUGGCAAGCUGGGAGGACUGGGAAGAGCUUUCCCUCAGCAUCACAGGAUGGGCCCCAGUUUGGCAAACGAUCUUAACAUUUGCUUUUUGCACCCCAUUGGCAGAGGGCAGGUCUGUGUCCUGGAUAUUUUUUCUUCUUUGUUUUUGCUGCAUUUUUGAUAAUCGCAGCCCGUAAGGCACAACCAGGAGUGAUCCCUGCACAAGGCUCGAGCCUGGGCUGAUAUUCAGGGCAGUGCAAUGUGACAAAAACUGCCUUCAAAGGGUAAAUUCUGUGGCUGGGAGAGCAUGGUUUUGCUGCUGGAUGGAUGCACGCCCUGCUGGUGCUCUGGCAUAGAUGUAUACAUGUAAUACUGGUGCUUGUCAACCUCUUCUUUGUAGUUUUGUAUAUCUAAACAGCAUCUCGUUCCAGAACCUGAUCUUUGGUACCAAAUGGGUGGAUUCAGAAUCGGAAAGCAGGAGCAAAACUCCCCCAGGCUGCAUCCCAAGUGUGUCCAUGCAGGUCUGAUUCAAAGCCUAUGAUUUUUUCCUGGAGAGCAGCUGGCUCAGGAUCACAUCCCUCAUGGGGCUGCCAUGCUGGGAAAAGCCCUUUCCCCUCUCCCACUGCCAUCAGCCAUCCCCACAGCUGUCUAUUGCAGGAACAGCUCUGCAGGUUCACGCUUUGCAUCCUGGUAGCAGUGGGUUGCGUGUUGGGGUUAUUGCACUGCUCAAAAGUAGGAAUUUAUUCUUGAUUUUUAUUUUUUAUUUAGGAAAAAAAAACCAAAACAAAACAACAACAACAAAAGAGCCCCUGGGGCAUUUGCUACCGUUUGGAUUGCAGAGCUGGCAGCACCCAAGCUUGCUGCUGGUCCCUGCAGCAGCACAGACGGGUUUCUGUGAUGCUGAAGGCGCAGGUCGCUCAGAGUAUGGAGAUAAUAAUUAACAAAAAGGAUUGGUUGUGGUUCCCUCAGACCUUGUGCCUUUUCCUCCCACGACUCAGACCCAGAAGUUUUCCCUUCCUGCUUUUCUUGUCCUUUCUGCCCCCGAUCAGAGUGACCCCGUUUGGGUCCCCGUCGCUCAGGAAAUGUCACACAAGCCAUGUGGGGGUGUCACCCCCCUGGGGCUUUGUUCCCCAAACCAGGGUGUAGCGUCUGACAAUCCGCACUGCUCCCCCUCACCACCACCCCUACCCCCUUCUGUAGUCAGUCAUAUUUUUUUCACGGAUGGGAACUUGAAUUUCUGCAAAUGGAAAUGAGAAUAACUUUCUGCUUUCUGUUAAAGGUGAUUUUUAUAUUAAAAAUAGGAAGAGAAAAAAAAAAAAGAUAGGAAUGGCUCUGGAAUGAGUGGCUGAAUGCCCGCUGAGUCGAGGGCACGGUGGGACCCCUGAGAUGUGGGGGUGCAGUGCCUCCCUCCGCAGCCAAUAGCACUUACAGCCCCAGGGUCACCCUGCGCAGGGCUGUUCUGUGCUGGUGGUGUUCACCCAGGGGUGCACACAGCUUUAUUUCCUGAGGGCUUUUGCGGUACGGAUUUUAAUGGGACAAAACUGUCCUUUUGCUCCUGGCUUUCUUUUAUUUCAAUUUCGGAGUACUUUGGAUUUUUUUUUUUACACUUUAAAAAGGAAAAAGCUUGUAUGAAAAGCUGCAAUGACA
This is a messenger RNA of Gallus gallus (chicken), 5781 nucleotides long. It is a transcript of the gene ZNF395, whose product is annotated as zinc finger protein 395. The coding region runs from base 1854 to 3305 and encodes 483 amino acids. NCBI's taxonomy places the organism in Eukaryota, Metazoa, Chordata, Aves, Galliformes, Phasianidae. The transcript is spliced from 10 exons. Gene Ontology annotation, cellular component: nucleus. Gene Ontology annotation, molecular function: DNA-binding transcription factor activity; RNA polymerase II cis-regulatory region sequence-specific DNA binding. Gene Ontology annotation, biological process: regulation of transcription by RNA polymerase II. The record is from RefSeq and is a predicted model, not a curated record.